CCGGGAAGGUUUCUUUCCUUUCUUUUUAUCAAUUAUAUUAUCAUUAUAUUUUUUUACUGGAAAAAUAUCGACAAAAGAAUAAACAAUACCACAAUCCAGAAACUUUUCCGCCAUUUGAUUUCACUGAUUGCUACCAUUUUCGGAAGCGCAAACCAAAUCUCUUUGUUUCUUCGACUGAAUUCGCCGAAUUCCCCAUAAUUUAUUUGAGGAUUUUAAGGUUCCUUUAUGCGAAGCAGUUUUACUCUUUUUCUUUUAUUUUGCUCGUUUGAAUUAAUUUAAAAUUUUGUUUUUACUGUUUACCAAAACGAUAUUUUUUGCUCCGAUGAUGCGUUUGACAAGUUAUUAUGGAAUUUGAAAUCUUGAAUGCAAUCGGUUUGUUUGUUUAUCUGUUUGUUUAGCGAAUGGAUACCAACAAUUGGAGGGCGGCUCAAGGCCAGAUGGGUCCCGGUCCUCCUCAGAGUCAAGUCAGCGGUGGAGGAGAUGUAUCGGCGGUUACAAAUGUUGCUCCUCCGGUGGCUAUGGACACCAGUGAUUGGAGGACUCAGCUUCAAGCUGAUUCUCGUCAGAGGAUUGUAAAUAAAAUAAUGGACACUUUGACAAGGCAUCUUCCUUUCUCUGGACAAGAAGGAUUGCAAGAGCUUAAGAAAAUUGCCAUAAGGUUCGAGGAGAAGAUAUAUACUGCUGCAACAAGCCAGUCAGAUUAUUUAAGGAAGAUAUCCAUGAAGAUGCUGACUAUGGAGACGAAGUCACAAAAUCCUGCGGCUAAUGCUCUCCAACCGAACGCUGCUAAUUCUGGGAAAACCCCACCUGAUCAAGUACAUGGCAUCCAAUCCCAAAUUCCAAACCAGCAACUUUCCAUGCCGAAUCAAUCACAACCACGUCAACAGCUUAUGUCCCAAAACAUGCCGGCAAACAUUGCAUCAGCUGGAGUGCAACUUCCAAAUUCUGUGAACCUGGCUCAGGGUGGCAUGCAGAAUGUUAUUCCUCAGAAUUCGAACUUGCAGAACAUGCAGAAUAUGUCCAAUGUUGCUCAGAAUUCUGUAGGAAAUUCUAUGGGGCAAGGGAUUCCAUCAAACGUUUUCAGCAAUUCACAAAGAAUGUUGGCCGGAAGACAACCGGUAGUCCCCCAACAGCAGCAGCAACAGCAACAGCAGCAAUCACAGCAGCAACACUCACAGAAUGCUCCGAAUUAUCUCUAUCAGCAGCAGCUGCCAAAUCAUCAACUGAUGAAGCAGAAAUUCCAGCAGGGAAGUAUGGCCCAAUCCUUAAUGCAGCAGCAGAACUUAAUACAACCAAGUCAGGUGCAAAAUUCACAGCAAGGAAUGCAGCCACCCACAAUGCAGUCGGCUUCUCUCUCUAGCCUUCAACAGAAUCCGCAGCCAUCUGUUCAACAAGUUACACAACCGGUUCUCCAACAGCAGUCCCAGACAGUCCUUAGGCAACAACAGCAGCAACAGCAACAGCAACAGCAACAUCAGGCUUCUCUCGUACAUCAGCAACAGACAUCCAUUUCUCAGCAGACAUUACCCCAAGCCACACAGCAGGCUCAGCAGCAACAGCAGCAACAGCAGCAGAUGCUUGGACAGCAGUCUAACGCAUCAAAUCUUCAACACAAUCAGCUGAUAGGCCAACCAACCAGCAUUCCUGAUAUGCAGCAGCAACAACAAAGACUGAUUGGCCAACCGAGCAAUAUGCAAAACAUGCAGCAGCAGCCGCAGCAGCAGCAGCAGCACCAGCACCAGUUAAUGGGUCAGCAAAGCAGCCUGUCGAAUAUGCAACAGCCGCAGAUGGGCCCUCAAGGUAAUGCUUCUGGGAUUCAUCAGCAGACUAUGCUUGGCACUCAAUCUGCAAACGCUAGUAUGCAAACAAAUCAGCCUUCCAUGCACAUGCUACCUCAAUCUAAGGUACCAGUGCAGCAACAAAUGCAGCAGAAUGCAAUGAGUUUGCUGCCAAACCAGAACCAACUAUCACAACAACAGGCAUCACAGCAACAAAUGGUUUCACACGUACAAUCACAGCCGGUGCCACUUCAACAUAUGCCUCAGCAAUCGAGCUCAUUACAGAGAGAGAUGCAGCAAAGGCUUCCAGCCUCUGGUCCUUUGCUUCCGCAGCAGACUGUUGUUGAACAACAGAAACAGUUUCAGCAACCAAGAGCCAACCCUGAGGCAUCAUCAAAUUCUUUAGAUUCUACAGCUCAGACGGGAAAUGUAAAUGGUGGAGAUUGGCAAGAGGAAGUUUAUCAAAAGAUCAAGUCCAUGAAGGAUACAUAUUUCGCGGAACUGAAUGAUAUGCUCGUGAAAAUAGCAACCAAAUUGCAGCAGCAUGAUUCUCUUCCCCAACAGCCAAGGCAUGAGCCGCUAGAAAAGCUUCGGUAUUUUAAGCUUAUGUUGGAACGCCUUGUUGGAUUCCUGCGUAUCAACAAAAGUGAUGUACAGAUAACUCACAAAGAUAAGUUGUCUGCUGUUGAAAAGCAGAUCUUAAGUAUUCUUAACUCAAAUAGGCCCCGGAGGCCUGUCCAACAAGGGCAACUAAGCCAGCCCCAAAUGCCUUCUGCUCAGCACUCACAGGCUCAUCAAGUUUCUCAAUUGCAACCCCAGGAAAACCAAAUUAACUCUCAGAUGCAGCCAAUGAAUCUACAGAACUCGAUGACGACCCUCCAGUCGAAUAGCUUGUCCAGCCUGCAACAUAACUCAUUGUCUUCUCUUCCCCCGGUUUCAAGUUCUCAGCAAAAUAUCAUGAGUGUGGUACAGCCUGCUUCCUCCUUGGAGAUGGGGCAAAGUAAUGCAAUGAAUUCGCUUCAGCAGAUAGCUGUUAACACUUUGCAGGCAAAUCCUAUGGGCGGCCCUCAAACAAUGAACAUAAACUCUUUAUCAUCACAAAGUGGAGUAAAUACUCUUCAAUCGAAUAUUAAUUCCCUACAGAUGAACUCCAAUCUGAUUCAGAACCAGCAUAUAAAACAAGAACAGCCGACAUUGCCGACCCAGCAAUUGAAACAACAUAUGCAACAACGUCACAUGCAACAGAUGUAUGCCAGACAGCAGCAGCUAAUGCAACAGCAGACGCAUCACCAGCAACAACAACAGUCACAACAUCUGCAACAUCAGCAACAACAACUGAAGCAGCAGCAUCCUUCGCAGUUGUCUGGACAUCAAAUGUCACCACUUCACCAGAUGAGUGAUUCUGCUGACAUAAAGGUAAGGCAACAUAUGGGUGCUAAAUCAGCUGUUUUCCAGCAACAUCAUCCCAAUGGCCAACGUGCAGUUUAUCAUCAUCCAUUAAAGUCUGGAAGUCCCUUUCCUGUUUCUCCACCUCAAGUCCUUCAGCAUCAUUCCCCACAGGUUCCUCCUCAUCCUUCUCCUCAAAUUGAUCAGCAAAGUAUGCUGUCAUCUAUUGCAAAAGCUGGAACACCAUUGCAGGCUACAAGCUCACCCUUUGUAGCCCCAUCUCCCUCCACCCCCAUGGCUCCAUCUCCUAUGCCCGGGGAGUCGGAAAAAUUGAAUUCCAGCCUUUCAUCACUCUCAAAUGCUGGAACAAUGGGACACUCGCAAGUACCUACUGCGAAUGCCACAGCCCAGUCACUAGCCAUUGGAACCCCCGGGAUAUCAGCAUCGCCCUUGUUGGCAGAAUUUAGUAGCUUGGAUGGAGCUCAUGUGAAUGCAUCAACUGCAGUUUCUAGCAAGUUGAAUGAUGUGGAACAGCCGCUUGAACGGCUAAUUAGAGCGGUGAAAUCAACAUCCCACAAAACUUUGUCUGCUUCAGUUGGUGAUAUCAGCUCAGUUGUGAGCAUGGUUGAUAGAAUAGCUGGAUCUGCCCCAGGUAAUGGAUCGAGAGCUGCUGUUGGUGAGGAUCUGGUUGCCAUGACAAAAUGUCGUCUGCAGGCCAGGAAUUUUUUCACACAGGAUGGACCUGCUGGAACAAAGAGAAUGAGACGGUCUACAAGUGCAAUGCCAUCCAAUGCGAUUUCAUCUAUUAGUAGUGUACAUGAUAGUAUGAAGCAAUUGAAUUGCCUUGAUGCCUUAGAAUUGGAGUCUACAGCUACAUCAGGCAUUAGAAGACCUAGGAUUGAGGCAAACCAUGCCCUCAUCGAAGAGAUCCAUGAAAUAAAUACACAGCUAAUAGAAACUGUGGUGGAGAUCAGUGAUGAUGAUGUUGAUCCAACUGCUGUGGCUGCUGCAGCUGAAGGUGGGGAAGGGAUUGUAGUGAAGUGUUCUUUCAGUGCUAUUGCUCUGAGUCCAAAUUUGAAAUCACAGUAUGCUUCAGCACAGAUGUCACCUAUUCAGCCCUUACGAUUGCUUAUUCCAACUAAUUAUCCAAAGUCUUCCCCGGUACUUCUGGACAAGUUCCCUGUAGCUGUGAGUAAAGAGUAUGAAUAUCUUUCAAUGAAGGCCAAAUCAAAGUUCAGUAUCUCCCUCAGAACUCUUUCACAACCUAUGUCUCUGUCCGAUAUGGCAAGAACAUGGGAUUUCUGUGCUCGUGCGGUUGUGUCAGAAUUUGCACAGCAAAGUGGUGGAGGGACCUUCAGCUCAAAAUAUGGUACUUGGGAGAGUUGUUUGGCCACUACUGCAUAA
Molecule: messenger RNA, 4568 nt
Organism: Oldenlandia corymbosa var. corymbosa
Lineage: Eukaryota; Viridiplantae; Streptophyta; Magnoliopsida; Gentianales; Rubiaceae
Source: the annotation of a GenBank genome assembly